This is a messenger RNA of Pipistrellus nathusii (Nathusius's pipistrelle), 1320 nucleotides long. The record is from the annotation of a GenBank genome assembly. Lineage: Eukaryota; Metazoa; Chordata; Mammalia; Chiroptera; Vespertilionidae.
AUGAAAAUGCUUUGGAAACUGACGGAUAAUAUCAAGUACGAGGACUGCGAGGACCGUCACGACGGCACCAGCAACGGGACGGCGCGGUUGCCCCAGCUGGGCACUGUAGGUCAAUCUCCCUACACGAGCGCCCCGCCGCUGUCCCACACCCCCAAUGCCGACUUCCAGCCCCCCUACUUCCCCCCACCCUACCAGCCUAUCUACUCCCAGUCGCAAGAUCCUUACUCCCACGUCAACGACCACUACAGCCUGAACCCCCUGCACGCCCAGCCGCAGCCGCAGCACCCGGGCUGGCCCGGCCAGAGGCAGAGCCAGGAGUCUGGGCUCCUGCACACGCACCGGGGGCUGCCCCACCAGCUGUCGGGCCUGGAUCCCCGCAGGGACUACCGGCGGCACGAGGACCUGCUGCACGGCCCGCACGGGCUGGGCUCCGGCCUCGGGGACCUCCCGCUCCACUCCUUACCUCACGCCAUCGAGGACGUCCCGCAUGUAGAAGACCCGGGUAUUAACAUCCCAGAUCAAACUGUAAUUAAGAAAGGCCCCGUGUCCCUGUCCAAGUCCAACAGCAACGCCGUCUCCGCCAUCCCCAUUAACAAGGACAACCUCUUCGGUGGCGUCGUGAACCCCAACGAGGUCUUCUGUUCGGUUCCGGGUCGCCUCUCGCUCCUCAGCUCCACCUCGAAGUACAAGGUCACGGUGGCGGAAGUACAGCGGCGCCUCUCACCGCCCGAGUGUCUCAACGCCUCGCUGCUGGGCGGAGUGCUGCGGAGGGCGAAGUCUAAAAAUGGAGGAAGAUCUUUACGAGAAAAGUUGGACAAAAUAGGAUUAAAUCUGCCAGCAGGGAGACGCAAAGCUGCCAAUGUCACCCUGCUCACAUCACUAGUGGAGGGAGAAGCCGUCCACCUAGCCAGGGACUUUGGGUACGUGUGUGAAACCGAAUUUCCUGCCAAAGCAGUAGCUGAAUUUCUCAACCGACAACAUUCCGAUCCCAAUGAGCAAGUGACAAGAAAAAACAUGCUCCUGGCUACAAAACAGAUAUGCAAAGAGUUCACCGACCUGCUGGCCCAGGACCGAUCUCCCCUGGGGAACUCGCGGCCCAACCCCAUCCUGGAGCCGGGCAUCCAGAGCUGCUUGACCCACUUCAACCUCAUCUCCCACGGCUUCGGCAGCCCGGCGGUGUGCGCCGCGGUCACGGCCCUGCAGAACUAUCUCACCGAGGCCCUCAAGGCCAUGGACAAAAUGUACCUCAGCAACAACCCCAACAGCCACACGGACAACAGCGCCAAAAGCAGUGACAAAGAGGAGAAACACAGAAAGUGA